This is a messenger RNA of Aureobasidium namibiae CBS 147.97, 1275 nucleotides long. RefSeq lists its product as uncharacterized. Bases 1 to 1275 code for a protein of 424 amino acids. The transcript has a single exon. Gene Ontology annotation, biological process: regulation of DNA-templated transcription. The record is from RefSeq and is a predicted model, not a curated record. Lineage: Eukaryota; Fungi; Ascomycota; Dothideomycetes; Dothideales; Saccotheciaceae. Gene Ontology annotation, molecular function: zinc ion binding; protein binding; sequence-specific DNA binding.
AUGUCCUUCGCCGCUCCAUCCCACCACCAACAUGACGACGGCCAGUCCCAGUCCAACAUGUCAGGCAUCGGCGCCGGCCCCCUGCCUACUGGCUUUGGCAUGGGCCCCCCUUCCAAUGCCGGCAACACCUUGACCGAGUUCACCAAGCGCAGGAACUGGUCGCAGCGCGUCAUCGAAGAGCUCAGGGACUUCCUGCACAUCCUCACUCCUGAUGGCCGCAUUCUCUACGUCUCCCCCUCUGCCAAAACCCUUACCGGCUAUGAACCGCGAUACCUGGUCGGAAAGUUCAUUGGCGAGUUCGUCCACCCCGAGGACAGCGGCAUCUUCAUGCGCGAGUUCAACGAGUCCAUAGCGUCGGGCAACCCUUUGCGCUUCUUCUACCGCUUCAAGCGCGAGGACGGCACAUAUAUCAUUUUUGAAUGCGAUGGCCACCCACACAUCUCGUCCGACCAAGGCGGAUACGGCCACAUGAGUGGCUCAGGUCAAGGUGCCAUGAGUGCCUCAGGCCUUUGCCGAGGCUUCUUCAUGAUGGCUCGCCCCUAUCCGACCAAGAACGCCGCCCUGCUCGACUCGUUCCUGGAACACAAGAUGGAGAACGAGCGAUUGAAGAAGAGAAUUGAAGAGUUGAAAAGAGAAGAGGUCGAGGAGAACCAGCAGCAAGAAAGACAAUGGCAGGAACAGUCCAGACGCGACCCAUCCGAAGCCGGCCGCGUCGAGGGCUCGAGUGAGCAUAGUAAAACACCAAACUACCAGGGCAUGCCACCACCCGCCAAACCUCCGAUAUCAAAUACUGCUCUCACUCGUCAAAAUUUGGACAGUGCUCUGUCGGCCCAACAGCCUGACAGCAUAGCGGACAAAAUGUCUCGCUAUGAGGGUUCAAAUCACCUCGAGACUAUUGAGAUGCUCACUGGUUUACGCUACCGCGAUGGCGAACGGAGUCAUGGAAUUUCGACAGGAGACACAUCACCCGCACUCAUUAGAGGUGAUGCCGGCAUCGCGAUUUUGCUCGACAGGGACCGCGAUGGCACCAAGGAGAAGAAAAAGAAGCUCAAAGUCGCCGAAGAAUACGUAUGUGCGGACUGCGGAACUCUGGACAGCCCGGAAUGGCGCAAAGGUCCCAAGGGUCCCAAAACAUUAUGUAACGCAUGCGGCCUACGGUGGGCCAAGAAAGAGAAGAAGAGAGCGGUCGGUGACAGCGGCACGAAUUCGAAUGCUGGUAUGACUCCAGGAGGUGUACCGUCAUUACUACACAAGGACAGCAGCGGAAGCAAUUGA